AUGAGGUUUAAGCCCGAGAACGCCGGGGGAGAGCUCAAGGAUGGGCAGCACCACUACGAGGGGGCCGUGGUGAUCCUGGACGCGGGGGCGCAGUACGGGAAGGUCAUCGACCGGCGCGUCCGGGAGCUCUUCGUCCAGUCCGAGAUCUUCCCGCUGGAGACGCCCGCCUUCGCCAUCCGGGAGCAGGGAUUCCGAGCUAUCAUCAUAUCUGGAGGACCAAACUCUGUGUAUGCAGAAGAUGCACCAUGGUUUGACCCAGCCAUCUUUACAAUAGGAAAACCAGUGCUUGGAAUCUGCUAUGGAAUGCAGAUGAUGAAUAAGGUGUUUGGAGGCACAGUGCACAAGAAGAGUGUGAGAGAAGAUGGGGUGUUCAGCAUUACCCUGGAUAACACAUGUUCACUCUUCAGGGGCCUUCAGAAGGAAGAGCUUGUGCUCCUCACUCACGGCGAUAGUGUGGAUAAAGUAGCCGAUGGAUUCAAGGUGGUGGCACAGUCUGGGAACAUUAUAGCAGGCAUAGCAAACGAGUCCAAAAAGCUGUAUGGAGCACAGUUCCACCCCGAGGUGAGCCUCACAGUGAACGGGAAGAUGAUCCUGAAGAAUUUUCUGUACGACAUUGCGGGCUGCAGCGGCACCUUCACGGUGGAGAACAGGGAGCUGCAGUGCAUCCAGGACAUCAAGGACAGAGUGGGCUCCUCCAAGGUCCUGGUGCUGCUCAGUGGCGGGGUGGACUCCACAGUGUGCACAGCCCUGCUGAACCGGGCCCUGAACCGCGAGCAGGUCAUCGCCGUGCACAUCGACAACGGCUUCAUGCGCAAGAGGGAGAGCCAGUCCGUGGAGGAGGCCCUCAAAAAGCUGGGCAUCCAAGUCAAAGUGGUGAAUGCAGCUCAUUCCUUCUAUAAUGGUACAACAACUCUGCCCAUCUCAGAUGAGGACAGAACUCCACGGAAGAGAAUUAGCAAGACCUUAAAUAUGACCACAAGUCCUGAGGAAAAAAGAAAAAUCAUUGGUGACACCUUUGUUAAGAUUGCCAACGAGGUUAUUGGAGAAAUGAACCUGAAACCCGAAGAGGUUUUUCUGGCCCAGGGCACCCUCAGACCUGACCUCAUUGAAAGCGCCUCCCUCGUGGCCAGUGGCAAAGCUGAGGUGAUCAAAACCCACCACAACGACACGGAGCUGAUCCGCAAGCUGCGGGAGGAGGGCAAAGUAAUAGAACCACUGAAAGACUUUCACAAAGAUGAAGUGAGAGUGCUGGGAAGAGAGCUUGGCCUUCCUGAAGAGCUGGUUUCCAGGCACCCCUUCCCAGGUCCUGGUCUGGCAAUCAGAGUGAUCUGUGCUGAAGAACCUUAUGUGUGCAAAGACUUCCCAGAGACAAACAACAUCCUGAAAAUAGUUGCGGAUUUUUCUGCGAGUGUGAAGAAGCCACACACUUUACUGCAAAGGGUCAAGGCGUGUACAAGUGAAGAAGACCAGGAGAAGCUGAUGCAGAUUACAAGCCUACAUUCACUGAAUGCCUUCUUGCUACCAAUCAAAACUGUGGGAGUGCAGGGUGACUGUCGCUCCUACAGCUACGUCUGUGGCAUCUCCAGCAAAGAUGCUCCACACUGGGAGUCCCUGAUGUUUCUUGCCAGGCUCAUCCCACGCAUGUGCCACAACAUAAACAGAGUUGUGUAUGUGUUUGGCCCCCCGGUCAAAGAGCCCCCCACAGAUGUCACCCCCACUUUCCUGACCACAGGAGUCCUCAGCACUUUACGUCAAGCUGACUUUGAGGCUCACAACAUUCUCAGGGAGUCUGGUUACGCCGGAAAAAUCAGCCAGAUGCCGAUAAUCCUGACCCCGCUGCACUUCGACCGGGACCCCCUGCAGAAGCAGCCCUCCUGCCAGAGGUCUGUGGUCAUCAGGCCCUUCAUCACCAGUGACUUCAUGACUGGCAUCGCAGCCACCCCUGGCAACGAGGUCCCAGAGGAGGUUGUGUUGAAAAUGGUGGCAGAGAUCAAGAAGAUUCCUGGCAUUUCUCGGGUGAUGUAUGACUUGACAUCAAAGCCACCAGGAACUACGGAGUGGGAGUAAUUAACUCUUUUUCUAUCCAAGUACUGUGUGCAGUCUAAACCAUAUCAGAAACCAUUCCCAGUGUUGACAUGCAGUACUGUGAAAGAGUGACUGGAGCUGCUACAUCGCAUCAGAUUCCUCUCCUGGAGCAUAAUCCUGCAGUUCAGAGCUGUGCUGGGGAUGAUCCCGCCGCGGGGUGAGGAUUGUACGGGUAAAGAACCGUGGCAGCACUGCCGGGCACACACAGGUCCCUCCUGCUUCUGCCUUUGUCUUACAGUUCUCCCCGUUCUCAUGGGUUUUACUGUCAUUUCCGUGUCUCUUUGUUUUUUGUACACUGUGUAAAAAGAGACAGUUUAUUUACUUCUACCAAAAGCAUUGUUCCAGCCUAAACGUGUAAAAGGAAUCCUUUGUGACCAACUGCUUUCGGACGGAUUUAUUAUAAAUAAAUAUUUUGCCAAAUGGAGUAGUGGGCACUGUCGA
This is a messenger RNA of Manacus vitellinus (golden-collared manakin), 2526 nucleotides long. It is a transcript of the gene GMPS, whose product is annotated as guanine monophosphate synthase. NCBI's taxonomy places the organism in Eukaryota, Metazoa, Chordata, Aves, Passeriformes, Pipridae. Gene Ontology annotation, cellular component: cytosol. Gene Ontology annotation, molecular function: GMP synthase activity; GMP synthase (glutamine-hydrolyzing) activity; ATP binding. The transcript is spliced from 16 exons. The coding region runs from base 1 to 2067 and encodes 688 amino acids. Gene Ontology annotation, biological process: GMP biosynthetic process. The record is from RefSeq and is a predicted model, not a curated record.